AUUAUGAAUAUGAACGAGUCGUGAGCGUCACAGAAGACAUCGAAGUUCUAGUCGCGAUCGUAAGGAGCAUUAUGAUCGUCGUAGUAGCUAUGAUUAUGAUCGAAGAAGAAAAUAUGACGAUGAUAGAUAUGAACGUCGUAGAAGUUAAAUGA
Messenger RNA from Funneliformis caledonium, 152 nucleotides. The record is from the annotation of a GenBank genome assembly. NCBI's taxonomy places the organism in Eukaryota, Fungi, Glomeromycota, Glomeromycetes, Glomerales, Glomeraceae.